UCUCCGGAUUCUCCGCCGCCAAAACCACUCUAUUUCAAACAGAGCGGAGGCGACGACGGCGUUGCUGCGAGAAAAGAGGAAGCUUUCUCUGCUUUCCUUUCCGGAGUCCUUACCCGAGCAGAGGAGGCUGCGCCUCGCUUUUCCCUUCUUCAAUUCUUCCUCUUUUCCCGCUCUUCAUUUUGGUACGUAGUCCACGCACUCAACGAGCAGCUCCUUGAAUGUGAGCGGUAGCCACGGCACAUGCCGUGCGGAUGAUUGAGGGCAAAUAAAUGCAGCGAGAGGGGAGUUAUCGAGACUGUCGGCGUCUAAAUAUUUCAAACGGAUAGAUUUCUCGUUAUAAAAUUGAGAGGAAGACGCGACGCGAGCGUUUAGAACUGCGAGGUUUUCUUUGAUCUCGCCUCUGUCGCUUCGCAGAGACAUCUGGAGCUCAUACAAACGAUCGUGAUUGAUUUCCGGCGGCUGGGAAAUGGGCCGGGCGGCGCGGUGGUUCGGCAACCUCUGGAGUGGGAGUAAGGAGAAGAAGGAGGCCAAGGACUUCUCCAGCUACGAUCGCGGCGAGGCGAGAGUGGAAAGGAAAAGGUGGAGCUUUCGCAAGUCGUCGCUGGACUCCGGCGACGCGACGCUCGGCCAGAACUCCGCCACGGCGGCUGCCAUCGAGGCGGCGUGGUUCAAGUGCUUCUACGCCGAAACCAAGAAAGAGCAGAGCAAGCACGCGAUUGCAGUUGCCGCCGCAUCUUCUGUUGCGGCGCGUCUCCCCGAAAACAGAGCUGCGCUGGUCGGCUCCUACGAGUCGGCGGCUUUACGGAUUCAAACAGCUUUCAGGGGCUACUUGGCAAGAAAAGCACUCAGAGCUCUCAAAGCACUGGUCAAACUGCAAGCUUUAGUCAGAGGGUAUCUUGUUCGCAAGCAAGCCGCAACCAUUCUCCAUGGCAUGCAAGCUCUGAUCCGAGCUCAGGCCACCGUCCGAGCUCAAAGAUCCCGGAAUAUCAUCUCCGACGACAGAAGUUAUCUACCGGAGAUCCGCCAUAGGAUAUCCUUGGAGAGGCUCGAUAUCGACAUUCGAAACCGGCGGCUCUCGGCAGGCAUCGACGGCGCCGUGUUCUCCAGAAGCCCAAAGAACGUCGAGGUCGACACGUGGAGUCCAAUGCUAAGAUCUUGCUGCCGGAACAAUCUCUUUGCGGCAGAGGACGACCGCCAUUCGUUCACUUCGCCACUUCCAUCUCAUGUUCCGGCUCGGAUCUCGAUUCCCAGCCGUCUCCAUUUGUCGGAGAACGAGUGGUGGACGACCGGCGAGAGGUGCCGGCUUCCGGCGACAACGCACAGUACGCCACGGUACAGCAACGCCGCGGCUACUCCUAGGAAGUACUGCUCCAGCUCGUCGAGCUCCCCCAACUACAUGGUGAACACACAGUCGUCGGCGGCGAAGCUGAGGAAGAGACCGCCGCUGUGUGAGGUGAACCUCAACUCGGCCGGGCCUACCGGUGGGAUACAGAAGCCGGCUGUGAAGUUUCACCAGAAAGACGAAGCAAAGGGGGAAAUUUACAUGCAGAGAAUGUGGUAAAUCUUGUUUUCUUAAUUUAAUGCAAUGAUGGACAAUUCUAGG
Messenger RNA from Zingiber officinale, 1603 nucleotides. Its product is annotated as protein IQ-domain 26-like. Lineage: Eukaryota; Viridiplantae; Streptophyta; Magnoliopsida; Zingiberales; Zingiberaceae. Bases 467 to 1561 code for a protein of 364 amino acids. The record is from RefSeq and is a predicted model, not a curated record. Gene Ontology annotation, molecular function: protein binding. The transcript is spliced from 4 exons.